ACCACGGCUCCUCCAUUUCGCCGUCUCCCUGCCCCAACGAACAUCCGGCAGACUCGUCAGCCUCUGCCUUUGCCGAUACCACCACCAGAACAGAGAUCCUGGGCUUCCAUUCCCAUCUUCUCUGCAGCAGCCACCAAACUCCACAAGACCACAAGCGCAAGUGUAGCGGCAGAGAGCAAGCAAAUGGAGAGGCUGAACACGCAGCUGUACCUGCAGAACUGCUACAUCAUGAAGGAGAACGAGCGGCUGCGCAAGGCGGCCAUGCUGCUCAACCAGGAGAACCACGCCCUGCUCUCCGAGCUCAAGCACUGCCUCGCCAAGACCAAGUCCGUGGCAGCAGCCGGCGCCGGCGGCAGCAACCACAACAAGAACGCCGCGGCGUCCAAGCACGACCUCGACGCCGCCCCGCCGGUUCAGGCCGGCGGCAAGGGCAAGCCGGCCCCCGCGCCCAAGUAACUUAGUGAUGACAAGCUGAUGUGUGCACGAGGUGGUGUUGUAAUGGCCUCUGUGGCGUUGGUUUAGUUGGCUCUGGAUGUUAAUUAUCAGGAAGGAUAAUUUGCUUGAGUUUAGUUGAUGGAGAACUUAAGUCUUGCCUGAUGCCCA
Molecule: messenger RNA, 603 nt
Organism: Phragmites australis (common reed)
Lineage: Eukaryota; Viridiplantae; Streptophyta; Magnoliopsida; Poales; Poaceae
Product: protein LITTLE ZIPPER 4-like
Exons: 2
Coding region: 184-456 (90 amino acids)
Source: RefSeq, a predicted model, not a curated record